AUUCACCAACAGGAGCCCCGCCGCCCCCGUUUCUCAGCUACUCCCCCGUGCCCUGGGCACAAAGUGAACUGCCUGCACAGUGACUGUCAGACCAGCCUGGGGGUGGACAGUGGGAGGGCUGCGUGCUGAGAAGGGCCCAGAGUCUGCCGAUCUUUGGACAGAGGGGUCCCUCUUGCCCCCCUGCAGGUGCUGGUCCCGAGAACCUGGCGGAUGGAGGUGGGUGCACGCCCCGCCCCCGCCGGGGGCAGGAAAGCUCCGGCCCAAGCAGGGGGAGGAGCUGCCGCCCAGGUGGGGCAGGUGGAGAUCCUGGGCUCAGGUGUGUCCCUUGCAGAGGGAGGUGAUUGUUUCCUGACCGGCGCAGGCGGGGCCAGACGGACCCUUGGCCCCAGGAUCCAGCUCUGGGAAGCUGGUUUUGUCUCCCAGACUCUGCCUCGGAGGAAAGCCAUGGAAGGGGAAGGGUUAAGAAAUUUCAAGGAACUUCGAGCCAAAUUUCAGAAUCUUGAUGCGCCAUCUCUUCCAGGACUGAUUCAAUUCCCAGCAGGUGUUUCUCAACAGGGUGACAUUGGAAGCAAACAGUCCACUAAGACUUUGGCCAGUGGGAAGCCCAUCUUGUCCAGCCACAAUCAGCCCCCACCAAAUUGUGCCGGUGGUGAUCCUCAGCCUCUUAAACCCCAGAAAGUGAAGCUGGCUCAGAGGAGUGAGAUUCAGAAAUGUUCUAAUUCCCAAGAACCUCCGGGAAUGUCUCCUGGUUCAGCUGUGAAUUCACAGAAGGGUCCUCUGCUGUUAGAUAUGAAUCAGUCAGAUGCUGAGAUAACCAGUAAGAAGAAAGCAAUGCUGAACAAUAGCUUCAGAGACAAGCUCUGGAACUGGGAGGUUUUAUCUCAGCAAGGGGAGAUGUCAUCAGCCUUUGUCCUUGCCGAUGGUGGAAGUAGGGCCUUCCAUCUGGAAGAGCAGAACAGCAUGGGGCUGACUCCAGAGGAGCCCAGGAAAAUGCUGGAAAUACAAGGAUCCCAGACGCUUCCUUCCCAGAAGCUCUUGAUGGCCCAAGGAAAAUUGUGCACCGCCUCUAAGGAUCCCACUCUUCCUUCUCCACGUGGCAGGAAGGGCCAAGAAAACCCCAGUCCUGAGAGGAGCCCAGCAGGGAGCACCUGCCACCGUCUCUGUGACAGUGAGCUCAGCGGCCAGGCCCCAGAGAAACAGCCGGAUGUCAGGCGUCCACAACUUCCCAGUACCAAGCCACUGCCUUCUGUCAAGUCCCUGGGUCCUCCUCCACCAAAGCCGCCAAAGCCCCUGGUCGUGAACCUCCAGGCCUUCCAGAGGCAGGCAGCUGCUCUUCCCACGACCCACAGGGAAGCAGCUGUAAAAGAAGAUGAUGUGCCUCCGGAGAGUGCUGAACUGGAAGAACCACAUAAUUACGAGGCCACCAUUUCAUAUCUGAGACACCCUGGCAACUCCAUUAACCUGUGCACCGCCGAAGAAAUUGCUGAUUCAACGUAUGAAGUUAGAAUUGAAGAACUCCAAAAGCCUUGGAAGAGUUUUCUCCAUCAAGAACUUAGCCCCAAACAAGAAGAUGAAGAUAAAAAAAUGAAGGAAAAAGAGCCUUGUGAAUUAGAACCUGGAAAAACAGAAAAGGAUCUACAUCCCAACCAUCUUUUCAAGGUGGACGCCUGUGAAGGGACGCCUGGAAGAACCCAGAUGACGAAAGUCCACAGAGGUGAGAGGAGCGCGCUGGCCGGGAAGCAGGACGCAGGGACCGACGCCGACAUCCUCCAGACAGAGGCCUGCCCCGAGGAGCCCGCGCUGGCCAGGCGCUCCCCCGGCCACUGUGGGUAUGUGAAGGCCUUGGAAAUGACUAAAGAAGCCCCAGGUCAAGGAGCCUGUACACCAAAUUCCCUUUCAGAGACAUAUGAUGACGUUGAGUGCCUCGGGAGAGAAGGGCUGAAGUCGGACUACUCUAACUCAUUGGCUUCAGAUAAUGAAGACAAUAGUGAAGAAAUGUAUGAAGACGUCUACAAAACAAAGAGCAGCUACCCUAAGAUAGAUUUAGAUGGAAAAGCAGCACUUAAAAGACUGCAGAGAUUCUUCAAGAAAGAAAAGGACAGAUUUAAAAUGAAGAAAAACAAGUUAAAAGAAAAUACAAGUGCGUUUUCCAUUUCGCUGCCUGAUGUAGAAUUUUGGUCUCAGGAAGUUAUUGUCUAUGAUGAUGUGGACGUAAAUGAAAAAAAGUCAAAGUAAGUCAAUUUACUUCACUGGUCAUCCUUGCUGGUACUUAACACUGCUGAUGCUUUGUUAAAUACGGUCAGAGGGCCAUCUCAGGUCCCUGGAGACUAGGUGAAAAGUCAAGUUGUGAUAUAUCCCCCCCACCCCGAGGAAAGGAAAACAGUGAAUAACGUCCAAGACGGAACAGUG
Molecule: messenger RNA, 2409 nt
Organism: Vicugna pacos (alpaca)
Lineage: Eukaryota; Metazoa; Chordata; Mammalia; Artiodactyla; Camelidae
Source: RefSeq, a predicted model, not a curated record